AUGCUUAAAGAGAUACGGUUGUUGGUCAGGAUCGAUGAGUCUUUCUCUUUAAAGAAAAAAAAUCAAUUGUUUACAGUACGUCCGUUUACUUGUAAAAGACUCGAGGCUCCGUGUUCGCACGAACAAAUAGUCUCACUCCACCUCUCUUCCGCUUACUCUCUGCAGAGCUCUCUCUUUCGCGCGCGCCAUCACUUUUAUUUAUUUAUUUAUUUCUCAAUUCCCCCCGCCUACAUUAGUUUCACUCUAUUAUCAACCACAAGUUCCACUACUCCCACUUAUACCUCACCGACUUGUUCCCUACUUUCACUUUCACUAUCAAGCGAACCACCUGUAAACACCUGCAUUUUAAUUCAUAUUUAUCUGUUUGUUCCUAUCUACCUAUCUAUCGCACUGUGUUCAUAUGUACCUAUCUCUCUCUCUCUCUCUGUUCAUAUCUAUCUAUCUAUCUAUCUAUCUAUCUAUCUAUCUGUUUCAGUUUGUUCAGAUCUAUCUCAGCUUCGUCAUAUUCAUCUAUCUCUGUUCCUAUCUAUUUAUCUCUCUACGUCUGUUCGUAUUUAUCUCUGCUCAUUAUCUAUCUAUCUAUCUAUCUACAAGCCCUUUCCUCUGUCUUAUACUCUACUCUUUUGUAUCACCAAACAACAUUCUUCUACGCUUUUGCCCGGCCGUAUAUGA
Messenger RNA from Acanthosepion pharaonis, 672 nucleotides. The record is from the annotation of a GenBank genome assembly. Lineage: Eukaryota; Metazoa; Mollusca; Cephalopoda; Sepiida; Sepiidae.